Molecule: messenger RNA, 2061 nt
Organism: Sander lucioperca (pikeperch)
Lineage: Eukaryota; Metazoa; Chordata; Actinopteri; Perciformes; Percidae
Gene: ankrd33ba
Product: ankyrin repeat domain 33ba
Exons: 6
Coding region: 1-1566 (521 amino acids)
Molecular function (GO): protein binding
Source: RefSeq, a predicted model, not a curated record
AUGGUGCUGAUCACGGACGACAGGGAUGGAGGAGGCGCUUCGUCGGUCCGGGUCAAACAGCUCCAGCAGCAGCAGAAAGUCGGGGGGAACAUCACCCAAGUUCACCCGACCAUAGUCGAGGAGUCCAAUGAUGACGACUACCUAGGCUCGUGCGAGGAGGACGAUGAAGAGGACGAUGGAGGGGAGGCAGACGAUGAUGAAUUCGAAGAAGUUGACUUUGAGGACUUGGAGGAUUGUCGGAGCAUCUUGUCGGACGACUCCUUCUACCCGCCGGAUGAUGUGUUCGCUGACUCGGAGCGCACCCCGUCACCGGAAAGCCCAAAACCGCUGUCUUUUUUCCAGGCAUGCUGCACCAACAACUCUGCUAUCGUCCGGAUAAUGAUGCGGCAUGGAGUGAAGAAGGAGGAGGUCAAUGAGAAGGACAGGAAUAACAGGACUGGGCUGUUGGUUGCAUGUUACCAAGGUUUCGUGGACGUCGUCAUAGCACUGUCUCAGUGUCCGUAUUUGGAUGUCAAUUGGCAGGACAGCGAGGGAAACACAGCUCUCAUCACUGCUGCUCAAGCAGGCCACAUAACAAUCACCAACUAUCUGCUGAACUACUACUCUGGGUUGGACAUCGAGAGGAGAAACUGCCACGGCUUCACCGCUCUGAUGAAAGCUGCCAUGCAGGGCAGAGUGGAAUGUGUGCGCUCGCUCAUGAUGGCAGGAGCUGCCCUGAAUUCCAGGGACUAUGGGCGCCACUUUACUGCCAGGGAAUGGGCCUUCUUUACGGGCCGUUAUGAAACUGCCUGGGUGAUGACGUGCCUGAUAGAACAGCCCUGCCCGCGCCAGUUCUGUGAUACAUACAGUCUAGAGUGGCCUCCACUGGCAUCACUGGUGGCCAAAGCCCAGGAGCCCCGUGGCUGUCUGAAGCGCCUGUCGGACAGUGUGCGGAACGCCUUCAACAUAGCGAAUGUCACCAACCCUGAGCCUGAAGGUGUUAUCGACCACAUGGUUUCUAUAACAACUGCCUUGAGGAGCCCGUUCAUUGCCGUGGCAUGCCAUACAGUGUGUCCUGACAGCCCCCCAUGUGUGGGCAAACGGCGCUAUGCAGUUCCUGAGGUAAUCCGCCAGCAGCGCGCCAAGGAGCUCCGCUCUAUUAACCCUGGCAGGGUGGAGACCCACCUCAAACUCUUCCAGAACUCCCGGGUCACACUGGUGGCCAAGAACUCAGUAGACCGCCGGGCCAGCCUUCAGAUCCAGGGCCUGAGCACGGUGGCUCAUACCGAAGCCCUGGAGCUGCGGAGAACCAGCCUGCUGCCCAUGCACAUGGUGCUGAGGAGGAGCAGCGUCAGGCCUGGGUUCAGCAUCCCCAAAGUGAGGGUGUCCAAGGCCCCUACGCCCACUUAUGAACCAGAAAAGAUCCGGAGGAAGAGCAGCGCCAAAGAUGGAAGCGGACAACUGCUGCAAAUACCAAAGUGGCGGUACAAGGAGCUAAAAGAAGAAAGGAGGAAAGCCGAGGAGGCCGAGAGGAGGAGGCUGGAGGCUGUAACCAAGAGACACCUUGCUGCCGGCAAAAGGAAAUAAUAUCAUUGCCUCAGAAGAUGACAUGCACACUACCCUAAAAAGAGACUAAAUCUGUACUAGGGGUGUCCCCGACUAAGAUUUUACAGAAUCGUCAAGUCUUGCCUAUCGUCGACUGUGGGGGGGGCUAAUACAUAGGGGGGUUGACUACAGUGUUGAAAUAUUCAGCUGUGAUAAGGUUGUGUGUAAAGCUCCUUUUGUAUGAAAACAUGCAACUGAUUAGGACCCAGUCACAAAAAGAGUAGCUUCUUAUUGCAUAAGUGGUGCAGGGGUGGAGAAGAUUAAUUGAAAGUUGUUUACAGCAGCGCGCUCAGUUGUCACUCAAGCAGUCAGCAGCUGGCCCCCGGUAACGAGAAGCGGAGCACACAGAGCUAAAGUCUGCUGUCAUGCAGCGUGCGCUCUGUACUUCUUUUACGAUUCUCUUGUGAUAAUGUUUUUCCGCCACAAACGCAACUGUUUGCCUCGUCUACAUCAGGCAUAUAACGCAGCGGCUUGCUG